UUGAAUGCGAGUAGGCCUAGGCCCAACGUCAAAUUAUAGACCCACCCUAAACCAUGUGGGCAUUAUUUCGACAUUGCAAUAAGUACGCUUGUCUACCUCGGUUUCAGCGUUUUGUCUCAGACAGUGUAUUUCCCUGAAACCCAUCUCUGAUCCGCGGAGUUAAUUUUCUGGUCACACAAUAACAUAAAGCCAGUCAGUGAUAUUUUACUCUGUUUCUACGUUGAGCUGCGUGUUCCACAGUUAUUUCACACCUAUCUUAGGCGAUUGCUUGAAUGUAGUUCUAAACAUAUCGGCAGGGGUGGCGACCCGUGGCCUAUCCUGUCAAAGCGCGUGUUUUUUGGAACCUAUCUCACUUCUACAAUUGAUUUCAAGACUGUAGGACCGCGUGAGCACUAUGAAGUCAGCCAUGGAGGAGCAAAUCGAGAUGAAACUUUUCUCCUCGUAUGGAUCAUCCCUAAACCUGUGGACUACAGAGAAGAACACUGAACUAAUCCAGAAGCAAUCUAAAACACUAGAAGCACCUCUGAAAGCCCCAAAGAUUGAAAAAGCGGUGGUUGAGCAGAAAGAAAAAGAAGUACCAGCAACAGCGAACAUAGAGGACGAAAUAGUCAAUGUCUCCCUACCCACUCAGGCCAUUGAGAUCGAGAUGGAGGUCCUGCCUUCUCUCAAGCAUGAUGUCAAUGAUGUUGAAUCUGGAGAUCCCUCUGUCUUGUCCCCAGAUUCAGAGAAAACGCCACUGACUCCCAGGCUGCGCAAAGGAAGCAAACCUAAGUGGCGUAAGAUGGAGGCUAAGCCUAUUGGCCUGGUGGUGAAGGACGUCAUCUGUCUGCCUUCCGAUACCUACCUGAAGCAGGACGACCUGUACUACGUGCCCAGCCGAGGUGACCGAGACGUCCUCGCCCUUGCCGGCCUGGUAGCGAGGAUAACCAUCAACUCCUCUUGGCUCAGUGAGGAGAUGGAGGGCCGCUUGUCCUCCCUUUUCAAGCAACGCUUCUACAGGAGCCAUGCUGAGAAAUUUCAGUUUACAUAUUUACAGUGUUUGCAGGGUUCCCGGGUGCUUUUUGAGCCCAAUUUUCCUGAGUGCGCUUGGACUGCAAAGGACGUACUCCGCAUUUGCGAAAAAAGCCCCCUCUUCAUUUUGAGUCAUCAUAAUUUAGUAGACAAAAGAGCAGCAUUUUCCGACCCUUUGAAAGCCUACUGACUGCAGGCUGCUAUUGGAUCUGAAGCUUUUACUGUACAACCAACAUGACACGGACCUUUGGGACAUGAAAUCUGUGUCAAUUGCACGGAUUUUGCCAAAAUUCUGUGCUAUGGUCACAGAAGUGUUUUCCGUGAUGGACUCACGGAAGGGCUUUCAUUAUAUUCCUACAGCUGCUCUCUCAGGAUUUUCUAAUUUCAAAGAAUUUUUCUCAAAAACAUUUCUUACUGACAGGUUAAGGAUUGUUUUGGUCUAGACACAGCUUAUUUAGUGUUUUAUCAUGAUAUUUCACAUUGUUUCGGUUUUCUUGUGUUUUUAGACGACUGAUAAAAUUCAAGGCCUAUGGAAUACUAAUGCAUGGACAAGACGUGGAAUGAGUGUUUUUAAAAGUUUGGAUUUUAAUUUAUUUUUGUAAUUAUUGAUUUUAUCAAUAAAGUAUGAUGUAUUUACCUCCA
Molecule: messenger RNA, 1653 nt
Organism: Engraulis encrasicolus (European anchovy)
Lineage: Eukaryota; Metazoa; Chordata; Actinopteri; Clupeiformes; Engraulidae
Exons: 5
Coding region: 395-1201 (268 amino acids)
Source: RefSeq, a predicted model, not a curated record